CUGAGUCAGAAUCCCUGGCUGCAGCCCACCCAGCCCCCUCUGCUUCAGGCUUCAGCCGGACCGGGCGGGCUGCGAGGCGCUUUCCGGAGCUCCCGGGACUCCACGGCCGGGGCUGGAUUUUUUGUGUUUGCGCGUUUCAACUCCAGCUUAACACCCCGCACCCCGGGCUGCCUUCAGUGAGGGCGGCAGGCGCUGGGUUUCCCCAGGACAGAGGCGCCCUGCCCUGCUCUGCCUCGCAGGAUGCCUGGACCCCAGUGGAAGGUCAAGCGGAGUUGGUUUAAAGUGCUGGUGGGUUUGAUAGCAGUGGCCUUGGCUUAUUCCUACAACGUGGACCUGGAUCACCCGGUGGUCUACCAGGGGCCCAAUGGCUCCUUCUUUGGUUACUCGGUGCUGGAGCAUUACUACGAUAACACCCGCUGGGUCCUGGUUGGUGCCCCAAAGGCAGAUUCUAAAUACAGCGCCUCUGUUAAGUCCCCAGGAGCUGUCUUUAAAUGUCGAGUCCACACCAAUCCUGAGAGGAGGUGCACAGAGCUGGAUAUGGGUCGAGGCAAUACUCGGGGCACGCUCUGUGGAAAGACCUGUAAGGAGGAUAGAGAUGAUGAAUGGAUGGGCGUAAGCCUUGCUAGACAGCCCAAGGCUGACGGAAAUGUGCUGGCCUGUGCCCAUCGCUGGAAAAACAUCUACUAUGAGACAGAGUACGUCCUUCCCCAUGGUUUCUGCAAUAUCAUCCCACCCAACCUCCAUUCCAAUGGUCAAAAAUUGUUGCCCUGUUAUGAAGAGUAUAAGAAGAAAUAUGGGGAAGAGCAUGGCUCGUGUCAGGCUGGAAUAGCAGGCUUCUUCACUGAGGAGUUGGUCAUCAUGGGAGCACCAGGAUCUUUUUACUGGACAGGAACUGUCAAAGUGUUGAACCUCACUGACAACACCUAUUUCAAACUGAAUGAUGAUGCUGUGAUAGCCAGGCGGUACACAUACUUAGGAUACGCAGUGACAGCAGGUCAUUUCUCCCAGCCGACUACCACAGAUGUUGUAGGAGGAGCUCCCCAGGAUGGAGGCAUUGGAAAGGUUUAUAUUUUCAGGACAGACAGGGGAUCAGGCUCCUUAAUAAAGAUUUUUCAGGCAUCGGGUAAAAAGAUGGGCUCUUACUUUGGCUCCUCCUUAUGUGCAGUUGAUCUGAACUCAGAUGGACUUUCAGACCUGCUGGUUGGAGCACCCAUGUUUUCUGAGAUCAGAGAUGAAGGUCAAGUCACAGUCUAUGUCAACAGAGGAAAUGGAGUCCUGGAAGAGCAACUUGUUCUGAACGGCGACAAUGCCUAUAAUGCACACUUUGGGGAAAGCAUGGCCUCCUUAGGAGAUAUUGAUGAUGAUGGCUACUCAGAUGUCGCCAUUGGGUCCCCAAAGGAGGAUGACUACGUAGGAGCGGUGUAUAUCUACCAUGGAGACGCAGGUGGCAUUGUUCCGCAGUAUUCUAUGAAACUGUCUGGGCAAACUAUAAACCCAAUGCUGCGGAUGUUUGGCCAGUCCAUAUCAGGAGGAGUUGAUAUGGAUGGAAAUGGUUAUCUGGAUGUGACCAUUGGGGCCUUCAUGUCAGACAAUGUGGUGCUUCUAAGAUCUAGACCUGUCAUUACAAUGGACAUCUCCAUUUUCCUGCCAGCUUCCAUCAAUAUCACAGCUCCCCAGUGCCAAGAUGGCUUGCAGCAGGUGAACUGCCUCAAUGUCACAGUCUGCUUUCUUUUUAACGGCAAACGUGUUCCAGGAGAAAUAGGUUUGAAUUAUAUCUUGUCUGCAGAUGUGGCAAAGAAAGAAAAAGGCCAACAGCCCAGGGUUUACUUUGUGUCUUCUGGAGAAACAGUGGGACAGAUUGUGGAGCAGUUACAGCUGUCGUACAUGAGGGAAAAGUGUGAUCACUACCUAGCCUACGUGAAG
Chelonoidis abingdonii (Abingdon island giant tortoise) is the source of this 1923-nucleotide messenger RNA. NCBI's taxonomy places the organism in Eukaryota, Metazoa, Chordata, Testudines, Testudinidae. The record is from RefSeq and is a predicted model, not a curated record.